AAUUAUUGUAACUCAAACUAUUUUAAAUUAUUUUUUAUAUUUAAAUUUCCAUUUCUCCGAAUUUUACCUAACACGUGUUGAUGUUCAUGUUCGGACACUCCUAGGUAGUUUUAGAUUUAGUUCUUCUUUCCAACACUCCCAGUUAGGGUUUUGUAAUAAUGGAUUACAACCGCGACGGCAACGUCGUUCAAAUCAUCACCGGCGGCGGCGGCGGUGCUGAUAGCUGGUCGAGUGACCAAGCAGAUUGGGCGACGGAAGACGAGUAUCGCUACUGGAACGGAAACGAAGCCGGCGAAACCACUCCGUCAUCGAACUCCAAUUGCGAGCGUCAACAGCGUUCGGGAAGCGAGCCGCCGAACAAGAAAUCGAGAAGCAGUUCGCAAGACGGAGGAAAUGGCGGCGGCGGAGGCGGAUCCAAUCGAGCGAAAGCGAUCGGGAAGAUGUUCUUCAAGACGAAACUGUGCUGCAAGUUUCGAGUUGGGACUUGUCCUUACGUAACGAACUGUAAUUUUGCUCACAGUGUUGAGGAGCUUCGUCGGCCGCCGGCGAAUUGGCAGGAGAUUGUGGCGGCGCAUGAGGAGGAGAGGAACGUGCUGGAGCAGCCGAGGGAGGAGUUUCAGAUUCCGACGGUUGGGUCGAGUACUUUUGUUGGGGAGAGUAUGAAUAAUAGGUCGUAUAAGGGUAGGCAUUGUAAGAAGUUUUAUACGGAGGAAGGGUGUCCUUAUGGAGAUAGUUGUACUUUUCUUCAUGAUGAGCAGUCGAAGAAUCGCGAGAGUGUUGCGAUAAGUUUGGGUCCUGGUGGUUAUGGUGGUGGAGGUGGUGGUGGUGGUGGUGGAGGUAGUGCUGGUAGUGGCGGGGUUAGUGGGAGUGGUGUUGUUGUUGUUGCGGCGGGUGCUGCGGCGGCUGGGAAUGGACCGAAUUUGAAGCCUUCGAAUUGGAAAACUAGGAUUUGUAAUAAGUGGGAGAUGACUGGGUAUUGCCCAUUUGGUAACAAAUGCCAUUUUGCUCAUGGUGCUACAGAGUUACACAGAUAUGGAGGUGGGCUUAUGGAAGGAGAAAUCAGAGACGGUGUUUCUGUUGUUGCCUCUGAUGCAAAACAGGGAGUAUCUUCAAAAAAUCACGCUGAUAAUGUGGUUGCAUCAACUCCACCUAUAGCUCAUUCAGAUGUUUAUCAUAUUGGAGUCCCUUCACAGAGACCUUCCAUUGUGAGUCAGCAGCCAGGACAGAGAGCUCAUCAUAAGUGGAAAGGUCCAGAUAAAAUCAGUAGGAUAUACGGCGAUUGGAUCGACGACUUCGACUAGAGGUAUAAUAACUUAUAUUCCCAAUCUUGGAAACAUGGAAAAUUGGGGGCUUAUGUAAUCACCAUGUUGCUGAAUAAGCUAUGAACAUCAUUCCCAUCUUGUUAUAUUAUCUAUGUCUUGUGAUCCGUAGCUUCCAGCACUUGUAGCACUUUGUUCGAUUUGCAGAUUAUUGUUCUGUGCACUUACGUUUGGUGAAGGAUUCAUCUUUCUUUUCAAGUUUUUGUUUCAGUUCUGAAUGUAACAACGGCUUCCUUGUUUGUGCAUCAGACUGCGAUGCGUCCAUAAUUGUUCUUCAGUUAGCUCAUGUUCUAUCUCUGUUACCUCAUGUUGGAUGUAUGAAAUCACAUUCUUUUGUUUGGAUUUUGACUGUUAUAGAAUAUGAUGGAACUUAUUUGUAUGUCCAUCCAUUUCCUUCAUCCAAUCUGGAGGUAUGCAGUGAAAUGGAACUUAUUGAUUAAAUAAUUAAGCUUAUACCCCUAUUUUUCA
This is a messenger RNA of Vicia villosa (hairy vetch), 1787 nucleotides long. Its product is annotated as zinc finger CCCH domain-containing protein 12. The record is from RefSeq and is a predicted model, not a curated record. Bases 159 to 1301 code for a protein of 380 amino acids. Gene Ontology annotation, molecular function: mRNA binding; metal ion binding. The transcript has 2 exons. NCBI's taxonomy places the organism in Eukaryota, Viridiplantae, Streptophyta, Magnoliopsida, Fabales, Fabaceae.